AUGUACAACAGACCAGUAACAUGCCUUCAUCCUAACAUCAGUGAUGGGACAGAAGUCUCCUGGGAGCACCACAAACAGCCUUUAACCCAAGAAACCUAUGAAUCCCUGGCCUUCCCAGUUGCUGCCAUUGGAAUUGUGGGAAUGUGCAAUAAUUUCCUGGUGAUAUAUCUAUACUACAGAUUGAAGCGACUGAGGACACCCUCCAACCUACUUCUAGUUAAUAUUAGUCUCAGUGAUUUUUUGUUCUCUUUCUUUGGCGGAGGCUUUACUUUCAUGUUAUGUGUGGGAAGGCAGUGGAUCGUGGAUGAAGCAGCAUGUGUUUUCAUUGGGUUUACCAAGAAUCUGUUUGGUCUUACCUCUGUUUUCACACUCACAAUCUUUGUGUAUAAACAAUAUAUUCAGGUGAUGUAUGAAAGAUUUGUUGAUUUCUCUUGGUCUUGGAGAGCAAUUAGUUGUAUCUGGAUCUACUCACUUUUCUGGACUGCAACCCCGCUUAUUGGAUGGAACAGAUACACCUUUGAAAUCCAUGGACUUGACUGUUCCUUAAAUUGGAUACCAAGAGGUCCCAAUGAGAUAUCAUUUAUCUUGUUUUUCUUUCUUGCUUGUCUUGUAGUACCACUGAGUAUAAUAUCAUACUCCUAUGGGCACAUUCUAUAUGUCAUCCGUAAGCUGCAAGGUAUACCAAAACUCCAGAUCAAUCAAGAAAUCAAGAUUCUAAAUUAUGAAAUUAAAGUGGCCAAAAUGUAUGGCUUGACGAUUCUGCCAUUUCUACUCUGCUGGAUGCCAUAUACAUUGAUUUCUCUGUUGGCAACAUCUGGCUACGGCAGCCUAAUCACUCCAACAAACUCCAUGUUACCAUCUUUCUUCGCAAAAUUGGUUGCUGCAUUUAACCCCGUUUUAUACAUAUUUAUGAUUAAAAAGUUCAGACAAGGCACACAGAUCUUAUGCUUUCAAUGUCUCCAGAGAUUGUUAAAUGGCAGACAUCGCCACAGGAACAGAAUUCGACCGAUCGGCAUUUCCCAACAAGCAGGCCAUGGAAUGAAGAAAAAGAUUUGGUUUAGUUCCUCAUCGACUUCGUGUACUGUAAGCACAGUACAAACUGAAACUCACCAGUCCAGCAAGGAAACUAAAGUCAAUGCUAUGAAUGCAAAACUUAUUAAUGUCCAACCAAUAUAGAGGUUUCU
Spea bombifrons (plains spadefoot toad) is the source of this 1184-nucleotide messenger RNA. RefSeq names its product opsin-3-like. Gene Ontology annotation, biological process: G protein-coupled receptor signaling pathway. Gene Ontology annotation, molecular function: G protein-coupled receptor activity. The transcript has 4 exons. The record is from RefSeq and is a predicted model, not a curated record. Gene Ontology annotation, cellular component: membrane; photoreceptor outer segment. NCBI's taxonomy places the organism in Eukaryota, Metazoa, Chordata, Amphibia, Anura, Pelobatidae. Bases 1 to 1176 code for a protein of 391 amino acids.